Molecule: messenger RNA, 1180 nt
Organism: Umbelopsis ramanniana AG
Lineage: Eukaryota; Fungi; Mucoromycota; Umbelopsidomycetes; Umbelopsidales; Umbelopsidaceae
Exons: 3
Coding region: 33-896 (287 amino acids)
Source: RefSeq, a predicted model, not a curated record
GUGCGAUCCCAAUAAACGACACUUCAAUCCUCAUGUCUACAAAAUUAGUCGUAGGUGGUAUAAAACUUGGUAUUUUUGGUUUGGAGGAAUAUAAAUUGAAACAGGAAAGCUGUCCAGUUUCUGUGAUAUUUUCCUUGCAUGGGCGACUACAAAAUGCAGAAAGGAUGACGGAAAUAAAUGAAGCUCUAACUGACUUGAAUUCCAAAGCACCGAGGGAUGCAGCUUCAAGAACUCAUUUAUUGGUUGUAUCGUUUGACCACGUCAAUCAUGGCAGUCGACUGGUGGAUAACAAUAAAAAUUUAGCUUGGCGAGAUGCAGAAUACGACAAUAAGUCACACGCUAUGGAUAUGUGGUCUUUCCAAAAAUCUGCAGCUGAUACUGUGUCUCUUCUCAUUGACUUGUUGGAAUUUUACAUAUUCCCAGAACAAAAUACGAAAAUUGUACAAUAUGGCGUAUUGGGCUUUUCCCUUGGUGGCCAUGCGUCCUAUCUUGCAAGCUCAAAAGACUCUCGACUCAGCCUUUGCGUAGCUUUGGUGGGGUGUGCAGAUUACGAAGCAUUAUUGAAGUACCGAGCAAACUCUUUGGAUCUACCUCAUCAAGCACCAUAUUUGCCUGAACGAUUUUUGACCAACGUUGUGCGUAAAUCAGAUACUAUUCAACAACCGGAUAAUCUAUUUUCAAUCAAGUUGCUGAUGAUCAAUGGCGGACAAGAUAAUGUAGUACCUGCCAAAUGCAACACUAAUUUCGUUGAAAAAGUGCGAGCCUCACAUAAGGGAGUCGAAGGAAAAGAUUGGGAAUGGCUAAUACUGCCUAACCUUGGCCAUGAAUGGUCAACAGAAAUGAUUCAAUCAUGCACACAAUGGUGUUUUGAAUGGAUGCAUUACAAGACGAUGUAGAUGAGUGUAUCUUUGUUCAUGGCUUUGUAACAGGAAACAAUAAAAGAAAAUGAGGAACAAGUGAACUGGUAUCCAAAUACACUAUCUAACGUGAAUGCUAAAUGACUAUGUGAGAGAUAUGAUGCUAUGAGCGCGUUAUUACUGAUCUCUGGCAUGAGCAGCUGCUUGCUUUUGCUCCCUUAGUACAUCGAUGUUUUUUUUGAUUUGUUCAUCUUUCUGUUGGAGAGCUUGUUCUUCACGCUUGAGCCUGUCGAUUUCCUCUUUGAGCUGUUGUUCGCGCGUCA